Messenger RNA from Cyanistes caeruleus (blue tit), 782 nucleotides. NCBI's taxonomy places the organism in Eukaryota, Metazoa, Chordata, Aves, Passeriformes, Paridae. The record is from RefSeq and is a predicted model, not a curated record.
UAAGAACAAAGGAGACAUGUAUGAUGCAGCUAUUGACCUGUUUACACGUUCUUGUGCUGGCUACUGUGUUGCCACCUUUAUCCUGGGCAUUGGUGAUCGCCACAACAGUAACAUCAUGGUCAAAGAUGAUGGACAACUGUUUCACAUUGACUUUGGGCACUUCCUCGACCAUAAGAAGAAAAAAUUUGGUUACAAAAGAGAGCGUGUGCCAUUUGUCUUAACACAAGACUUCUUAAUAGUGAUUAGUAAAGGAGCCCAAGAAUGUACCAAAACGAGGGAGUUUGAAAGGUUUCAGGAGAUGUGUUAUAAGGCUUACCUUGCAAUUCGGCAGCAUGCCAAUCUCUUCAUCAAUCUUUUCUCCAUGAUGCUUGGCUCAGGAAUGCCAGAACUGCAGUCCUUUGAUGAUAUUGCCUACAUUCGAAAGACCCUUGCAUUGGACAAAACUGAGCAGGAGGCUCUUGAGUACUUCAUGAAGCAAAUGAAUGAUGCUCACCAUGGUGGCUGGACAACAAAAAUGGACUGGAUCUUCCACACAAUAAAGCAACACGCUUUGAACUGAACUGACUGCAAAGAAAACAAGAACUGAUACCCCGCUUUGUGGGUACUGCACUGUUAAUACCCAUUAGCAGCGAAGACUGGUUGCAUAGGAAUUGCACAAACCAUGAACAACAUUAGAAUUUAUGGCAAGAAGAGAAAUGAAUUGUUCAGACAACUGUUGGAAAAUAAUGUAAAACAGGGUUUCAGAUAGCACUAAAAUUAUAAACUUCAAAAAUUAAGCUUUA